Molecule: messenger RNA, 3075 nt
Organism: Cyprinus carpio (common carp)
Lineage: Eukaryota; Metazoa; Chordata; Actinopteri; Cypriniformes; Cyprinidae
Product: protein NLRC3-like
Exons: 7
Coding region: 180-2669 (829 amino acids)
Molecular function (GO): protein binding
Source: RefSeq, a predicted model, not a curated record
GUUCAUCAGAAAGAGAUCAGGAGCAGAGUCCCAGCUGUGUGUCUGUGAGGAGUGACCGGAUUGUGGAUCCUCCAGGAAAAAAGUUUAAGAGUGGAGAUACAAAGACUGAUCUCAGGAUCUGCAGUCAGAGAUCUUCAUCUCCUGAUCACAGCUGUGUGUCUCUGAAGAGUGACAGAUCCAUGGGUCAUCAUCCUCCUGACCUCAGUGAUGAAGCAGUGACCUCUGACCCCAGUUCAGUUCAUCAGAAGAGAUCGGAAGCAGAGUCCAGCUGUGUGUCUCUGAGGAGUGAUGUGUCUAUGGGUCGUGAAAUAGAGUUUAAGAGUGGAGAUAGAAAGACUGAUCUCAGUUCAGUUCAUCAGAAGAGAUCAGGAGCAGAGUCCAGCUGUGUGUCUCUGAGGAGUGAUGUGUCUAUGGGUCGUGAAAUAGAGUUUAAGAGUGGAGAUAGAAAGACUGAUCUCAGGAUCUGCAGUCAGAGAUCUUCAUCUCCUGAUCACAGCUGUGUGUCUCUGAAGAGUGACAGAUCCAUGGGUCAUCCUCCUCCUGACCUCAGUGAUGAAGCAGUGACCUCUGACCCCAGCAGAGCAGAUGGAGAGCGAAGCAUCUCUGGAGGAGUCUCCUCUGUCUUCUGGCUGAACAACACGAGCGGUACAGCGUCUCUGAAUAAACAUGAUCAAGCAGUGAAUGAUGAACUACAGAGAGUCAAAGAGCAGCACAAAACCAGCAUGAAGAACAAGUAUGAGAGAUUAUGUGAGGGACUGAAACUCCAGGAGAACGAGAGCCUCCUGAACAGCAUCUACACACAGCUCUACAUCAUAGAGGGAGAGAGAGAAGGAGUGAAUGAAGAACAUGAGGUUUUACAGAUGGAGAAAACAGCCAGAACACAACACUCACGAUACACUCCAAUCUACUGCAAUGACAUCUUUAAAGCCUCAGCUGAAGCAGGAUCUGAGGACAAAGACCAGAUCAAGACUGUUCUUACUAAAGGCAUCGCUGGAAUCGGAAAAACCGUCUCUGUGCAGAAGUUCAUUCUGGACUGGGCAGAGGGAAAGGCCAAUCAGGAUGUAGAUUUCAUGUUUGUGCUUCCAUUUCGAGAGCUGAACUUGAUCCGAGAUCAUCAGUACAGUCUUCACAGACUUCUGCUUGACUUUCAUCCUGAACUUCAAGAUCUGGACUCACAGAUUUAUGAGGAGUGUAAAGUUGUGUUCAUCUUUGAUGGUCUGGAUGAAAGCAGAAUCACACUGAUGUUUUCAGACGCUCAGAAAGUUUGUGAUGUGACUGAGACUUCAUCAGUGGAUGUGUUGAUGUCAAAGCUCAUGAAAGGAGAGCUGCUUCCCUCUGCUCUCAUCUGGAUCACCUCCAGACCAGCAGCAGCCAAUCAGAUCCCCUCCGAAUACAUCCACCGUCUGACAGAAAUUCAGGGAUUCACUGAGCCUCAGAAGGAGGAAUAUUUCAGGAAGAGAAUCAGUGAUGAGCAUCAAGCCAGCAGAAUCAUCUCACACAUCAGAAGAGCAAGAAGCCUCCACAUCAUGUGCCACAUCCCCGUCUUCUGCUGGAUCUCAUCCACUGUGCUUCAGAAGCUCCUGGAAGAAGAUCUGAGAGCAGAAAUCCCUCAAACUCUGACUGAAAUGUACAUCCACUUCCUGCUGAUUCAGAUCAACAUGAGGAAGCAGAAGUAUGAAGAGAGAGAUCCAGAGAAACUCCUGCCGUCCAACAGAGAAGUGAUUGUGAAACUUGCUGAAGUUGCUUUCAAACAGCUGAUGAAGGGCAAUGUGAUGUUCUAUGAGGAGGACCUGAUUGAGAGCAGCAUAGACGUCACUGACGCCUCAGUGUAUUCUGGGAUUUGCACUGAGAUCUUUAAGCAGGAAUCUGUGAUUCAUCAGAGGAAAGUCUACAGCUUCAUUCAUCUGAGCGUUCAGGAGUUUCUUGCUGCUUUCUAUCUGUUUUACUGCCAUUUAACAAAGAAUAAGAAACCACUGCGUGAAUUCACAGAUAUAUACAGAUCUGGUAAAGUCUCUCUGUAUGAUCUACUAAGAUCAGCAGUAGAUAAAGCUCUCAAGAGUAAGAAUGGACGUCUGGAUCUGUUCCUGCGGUUCCUGCUGGGCGUCUCACUGGAGUCCAAUCAGAGACUCUUACAGGAUCUACUGACACACACAGAGAACAGCUCAGAGACCAUCAGGAGAACCAAACGGUACAUUAAACACAAGAUCAAAGAUGAUCCUGAACGUCAUCCUCUCUCAGCUGAUCAGUCCAUCAAGCUGUUCCUCUGUCUGCUGGAAGUGAAAGAUCAGACUCUGUUCAGAGAGAUUCAGGAGUUUGUGAAAUCAGACAAACACUCAGAGAAGAAACUCUCUCCUCCUCAGUGCUCAACAAUCUCCUACAUGCUUCAGAUGUCAGAGGAGACGCUGGAUGAACUGAACCCCAUGAAAUACAAGACAUCAGCUGAGGGGAGAAGAAGACUGAUACCAGCUGUGAUCAACUGCAGAAAAGCUCUGUUGAGUAAGUGUGACGUCACAGAUGAAGGUUGUUCUGCUCUGACUUCAGCUCUGAGAUCAAACCCCUCACACCUGAGAGAACUGGAUCUGUCUGUGAAUAAUCUAGGAGAUUCAGGAGUGAAGCGUCUCUGUGCUGUACUGGAGGAUCCUCACUGUAAACUGGAGAAACUGUGGUAAGAUUAUAUAUGACACACUGUAAAAUAUUUGUGAAGUGAAAAACAAAUUACCCAGAAAGCCAGAAAACACAAUAGCUGUGUCAAGAUACAGAGAUACAGAAAGUAAAACAUUGUGUGUCUUUGUUUCUUGUUCAUGUGUGGACUUCUGUGUUCAUGUUAAAGUUGUUUCUGCAUUAGCAACACCUUUAAAUGGAUUCUGUUACACUAAGUGCUAAUAGCUCGUCUUGUUAGUAAAGGCUUGACUGUUAGCAGACAAAAUUACUAAAGAAACCAGUCAGAUAAGUGAGAGAGUAAGAACAGUGGCUUUUGAGGAGACCGACCCGAGUACAAAUCUGCAUUUCUUCUCAUUUAUUCCAUUGUAUAUUAGCUCAGAGAGGUGUUUAUAUUAAAGAAAACAUAAGAAAAUA